Molecule: messenger RNA, 9856 nt
Organism: Eubalaena glacialis (North Atlantic right whale)
Lineage: Eukaryota; Metazoa; Chordata; Mammalia; Artiodactyla; Balaenidae
Gene: TEAD1
Product: TEA domain transcription factor 1
Exons: 14
Coding region: 608-1906 (432 amino acids)
Biological process (GO): embryonic organ development; regulation of transcription by RNA polymerase II; hippo signaling
Cellular component (GO): transcription regulator complex
Molecular function (GO): DNA-binding transcription factor activity, RNA polymerase II-specific; RNA polymerase II cis-regulatory region sequence-specific DNA binding
Source: RefSeq, a predicted model, not a curated record
CCGAGCCGAGCCGAGCCUCUGCAGCCGCCGCCGCGGCCCCGCCGCCCGCCGCGGGCGCCCACCAAGCACUUUGCAGACUCGCUUCCACCCUGCGGUCCAGUCCGCGCGGCGGGGCCCGGGCUCGGGGCGGCCGCGUCCGGGGACAGGCCAUGCAGUGAAGCCCCCCCACCCCGUCCACCUUUGCCCGGAGCCGCGGGCAGCAGCCCAGUACGUCCAGCCGGCCCCGGGGCAGGAGCGGUGCUAGGCGGGGGGGGGGGUGGCCCAGCCCGGGGACCGGGAGCCGGGCUCCGAGCUGAAGGCGGGGGAAGCGGCGCCGAAGUUUGCCUCGGACUCGCCGGGCGCUGCGGCAGCUCCCUUCGCCGAGGACUGUUGCUGCCGCCGCCGCUGCUUCAUUGCACAUUCAAGUGGAAAAUUUUCAGGAGUCAGCAGAAACAUUGUGUCCAAAAAAGACUGAGUCGCAGUUACCACCAAACCCUGGAGGAGACUCUCCCUGGAAAACUUCCCUUCGGUUUAUUUUCUUGAAAAGGCUCCAGGCUUCGGCUUGGAAAAUCCAACCGCCAAAAUUGAGCCCAGCAGCUGGAGCGGCAGUGAGAGCCCUGCCGAAAACAUGGAAAGGAUGAGUGACUCUGCAGAUAAGCCCAUUGACAAUGAUGCAGAAGGGGUCUGGAGCCCCGACAUUGAGCAGAGCUUUCAGGAAGCCUUGGCUAUCUAUCCACCAUGUGGGAGGAGGAAAAUCAUCUUAUCAGAUGAAGGCAAGAUGUAUGGUAGGAAUGAAUUGAUAGCCAGAUACAUCAAACUCAGGACAGGGAAGACGAGGACCAGAAAACAGGUGUCUAGUCAUAUACAGGUCUUAGCAAGAAAGAAAGUUCGAGAAAUUCAAGCCGCCAUUAAGGUGUCUAGUCACAUUCAGGUUCUUGCCAGAAGGAAAUCUCGUGAUUUUCAUUCCAAGCUAAAGGAUCAGACUGCAAAGGAUAAGGCCCUGCAGCACAUGGCCGCCAUGUCGUCAGCCCAGAUCGUAUCAGCCACUGCCAUUCACAACAAGCUGGGGCUGCCAGGGAUUCCACGCCCCACCUUCCCGGGGGCGCCGGGGUUCUGGCCAGGAAUGAUACAAACAGGACAGCCUGGAUCCUCACAAGACGUCAAGCCCUUCGUGCAGCAGGCCUACCCUAUCCAGCCAGCGGUCACAGCCCCCAUUCCAGGGUUUGAGCCUGCGUCAGCCCCAGCUCCCUCGGUCCCGGCCUGGCAGGGCCGCUCCAUUGGCACAACCAAACUCCGCCUGGUGGAGUUCUCAGCUUUCCUCGAACAGCAGCGAGACCCAGACUCGUACAACAAACACCUCUUCGUGCACAUUGGGCAUGCCAACCAUUCUUACAGUGACCCAUUGCUCGAAUCAGUGGACAUUCGUCAGAUUUAUGACAAAUUUCCUGAAAAGAAAGGUGGCUUAAAGGAACUGUUUGGAAAGGGCCCUCAAAAUGCCUUCUUCCUCGUAAAAUUCUGGGCUGAUUUAAACUGCAGUAUUCAAGAUGAUGCCGGGGCUUUUUACGGCGUGACCAGUCAGUAUGAGAGUUCUGAGAAUAUGACAGUCACCUGUUCCACCAAAGUUUGCUCCUUUGGGAAGCAAGUAGUAGAAAAAGUAGAGACGGAAUAUGCAAGGUUUGAGAAUGGCCGAUUUGUAUACCGAAUAAACCGCUCCCCGAUGUGUGAAUAUAUGAUCAAUUUCAUCCACAAGCUCAAACACUUACCAGAGAAAUAUAUGAUGAACAGUGUUUUGGAAAACUUCACAAUUUUAUUGGUGGUAACAAACAGGGAUACACAAGAAACUCUCCUGUGCAUGGCCUGUGUAUUUGAAGUUUCAAAUAGUGAACAUGGAGCACAGCAUCAUAUUUACAGGCUUGUAAAGGACUAACCGUGGUUAUUUAUAUAUAUAGAUAUCUGUAUAUACACACACACAUAUGUGCGCACACACACACACUCUCUCCAUGAUUGAACGACUGACUGUAAACCUCACCACGCAGGGGUGCUGCCCUGGCCCUGAGGUCACCCCAACUUUUCUAAAUCCUGUUUGAGUGAAGUCAUUUUUUCAUGUGUUCAUACUCAUUGUAGCUGUGAAGUUCUGGUACAGUUGUAAAAAGAGAAAUCAAGUUGUUUCUGUGUGUUAUUCAGAUCCACAGCCCACAGUUCCUCAGAAAGGUGAACCUUAAGAACCCAAGUCUCUGUCUGCAGAGACUUGUUUCUCGUUGUGGUAGAAAAAAAAAUUGACAGAGCAUUUACCAUUGGACAUUUACAGCCUUUAUACAAAUGUAUUUAGUGUUUUUUUUUUCCCAAUAUAAAAUUCUUGUUUUAAGAUACAAGUAAAAUUAAUCUUUAAAUAUAAAUGUAAAUUAGUACACAAAACUUAGAAUCUUUAGACUUAUCUUUGUAACAAAUUAGGGUGGAAGUUAUGAAAGAAUGUAAUUCACUAAAUUAUUUUUUAAAUGAAACUUUUCCUUCUUUUUGAAACCAAAUGUUAAAAUAUAGCCUUAAGAAAUGCUUGGUAGAAAUAUCCUAAUGAGACAAAUUUGUACUUUUUUCCUCAAGGUUAAAACUAAUCUCCUAAUCCAUUAAACUCUUGAAACAGCUAUUACAGAGGAAGAAAACUUCACCCCUUAUCCUUAACAUAUAUAGUAUAUUUAAAAAUAUAAAAUUGUAUUGUACUAAUGUGAUGAUUAUUUAAUGAAAAAGAAAAGAUGGCUCUUUUUGCAAUAAGUAGAUAAAUACUGAAAAUCUAAACUUACAAUGUUUAUAGUCUUGUGUGUGCAGUUAUAUUUUAUAUGGACAGCCAAAUUUUUUAUUAAGAUGAGUAAAUAUUUGAACCACUGAAAUUUAAUAACAAAAAUUUAAAAUUGGCAUGAAUACUGCACUGUGAGCUGCAAAUUAUAGAAACCCUGUGGCUGGGAGAAAUUUCAUCAACCAAACUCAUAAAAGGCUCAUCAGUUUUAGGAUCUCUGCUCCCCAGAAAAUCACAAGCGUGCUCACCAGCCUGUGGGUAAAUUAUUUCUGGUGAUCCAAUAUUCAUAUUAACCUGCUGUAACUAUAUGUGUACAUGUGUGUUUGUGUGUACGUAUAUACACAUGUACAUAUAUAGUUAUUCAGCACAUAUUUAUUGAACAUCUAUUCAGUGUCACUCAGUUUUCUAGGUGCUGAUAUGUGUGUAUUUCUCAAUCUGUGUCCGUAGAUCUAGGUGUAUUCGCUAAGGACACCCAUUUCCUUGACAUCUCUCAAUAAGUCACAGUACUUAUUUGACUGAGGUUGAAGAGGCUCAGCUAUCUAUCUCUGCCCUUUCCAAACAGGCACAUUUGGGAGGUUUUCUUCCUAGGAGGAAUUCAACUUUCCAACCCAAAUAUUCCAAAGCAUUGCCCAGGCAGAGUUGGUUUGAUGUGGCCACAUGUCUUGGGUUAUUUCCAUAAUUGCUUCAUUGGGAAGGGGACAGGGCAUACUCCCCAACUUCCUGGAGGAAAGUGACAUUUUUUAUAAUUGUCAGGAAUAGGUUAACACUAUUAGAACAUAAAAUGUUUUGUAAGUUGUGAAACAUGUCAAGACUUUUACGUCAAGCCGGAAAAUAAAAACUUCGUUCUGUCACAUUCAAAUAACCCACCCACCCCCUUCCCUGUCCCACCACCUGCUCUGACCCUGCUUAUAUAUUGGUUAGUAUCUGGUGGUCAUGAGGGUGUGGCUGGCUCGUGGCAAACAGAAGAACCAAGCCUGACCUCUCCCAAACCCAUGACCCUGGUCACUGGGAAGACCAAAGGAGAAAGCGCAGAACUUUCCCCUUUUGGAACGCACAUCCCUGACAUAAGCCAGUAGCAUGGUGUGUAUCUUCCCUCCGUAAAGAGACUACAGUUUGUUCCCUGAUUCCAAGUGGACCUUUGAAGAAUUGCCCUAGUGGCCCACCCUUCUAUCUGGUCUUCGGCCCAAGCAUUAAGCUUCUUCCUUGGUCAUCAUAUUUAUGAAUUCUCUCGGUCACCCCUCUUAGGAAUGCUUCUUUUGCUCCCAUCUCCUGUGUCUCUACUCAAGGUGUUACCCCCAGUCUCUCAGGACCAAGGGGCGCAAAUGAUCUUAUGUGGCUAAAAGCCACACCAUCCCAGAACUUCAGGGCAAGAGGUAUUUGGUUCACGUUUUCUCCCAGGAAUGGGGCUCUUCGGUGCUGCCAGGAGGGCUCUGAGGAUUUACUUUUUUCAAAGUGCAAGUAGAUCGAGACCCAAGAACACCAGCUAGAGGGUAGUUCUUUUGGCUGCAGAGAAGGGCGUACCCUGGUCUGCUGAACUCACAGAGUUAGGCUGGGCCCUCUGAUGCUUGUCCUCUUCCUCCGAAUGCCUUUGUAGUUGAGUUUGGGGGUUUACAUGGAUGAACUUGAGGAUUGCUUUUUGCUCUUAAAACAAGUUUACUUCUUGUCUUGUUCUUCUAAAGAUUUCUCCAGGGCAGAUAUUCUCCCUGUCUUAACCACUGGUCCAACCUCUUAGCCCUUUCUCUGUCACUCCCAAAUUAGACCCUGGGAUUAGAUUUGUGUUAUAACAUCGAAUCCAAGUCUGUUUUUGGUCUUUCACCCUUUAUGGCAGAGUCUCCUCCCUUCGUAAAGCUUUCUGUACCAUAAAGAAGCCUUUCCAAAGCUCUGUCCUCACUGCCCUUUUCUGGGUGCUCUAUCUCCUGGUUGACCCUCCACUACCAGGAUCGAUUCAGGGACAUCUUGUGCUUUCACUGGAGAGUUCGGAGGCCGCUUUCCACAGCCUAAAUAGGGAGAAGCUGAAGAACUGGGCUUUGGUCUCUUGGUAUUCAUUUUCAUCUUAGCAAGAGACCUAAAUAAAGUUGGGGCUUUUUCAAAACAUGUCCUAGAAUCCCAGAACGUCUAACCUACCCUAGACCAGGGUUUCUCAACCCUUUCUCGACACUGUUGACAUUUGGACCAGAUAAUUCUCUGGGGUGCAGGGCUGUCCUGUGCAUUGUAGGAGGUUUAGCAGCAUCCCUAGCCUCUGCCCACUAGAUACACCUUUCCCCAGUUGUCACAACCCAAAAUGUCUCCAGACAUUGCCAAAUGUGCCCUGGGGCACAGAAUUGCCCCUGGUUGAGAACCACUGCCCUGCAUCUGACAGGUCACAAAUGCCAUAUUUGAGAUUUUCUUUCUCCUUCCAUUUUACCCUGAGAAAACUUCUCUCCUGGGAGCCUUGUUUCAGGCCAUCAAGAGACAGGAAUAUUACUCAAAUGAUAUUGUGUCCAUGUUUCUUCCUGUUUCAGAACUUGUAUUUCACAACAGAAUCUCUCUGCUACAAGCAUUCUUUCCUUCCUCCCUGGGAAAGUUGGGGACAGCUGGCCACCAUCAUCCCUAUAAUCAACUCACACCUCUUUAAAGAGCAUUUCUAAUUUGCUCUUCAUUGCUUAUUUUAUCAGGUUAAAAAAAAUCCCACCCAUUUUUAUUAUUUCUCAUAAGGUUAUAGUUCUCAUUAUCAAACCUUUAAUCAUUUCAAUAAAUUUCCUCUGGUCUUCUACUUUUAGCCUUGCACUCAUUGCUUUUUUGUAGAAUUUACAGAAACCUCUGGAACAUUUCAUCUUUAAGGAUGGUGGAGAGAGGGGUUCAUUUUGGAAGAGGGCUGAUCGAAUUUUUCUUUAUUGAGCUUUAGGAAAGCACAGUCUUCAGGCAUACCUCAGAGCUAGUGCAGGCUCAGUUCCAGAGCACCACAAGAAAGCAAAUAUCACAGUAAAGCGAGUCACGCAGUGCGUAUAAAAGUUAUGUUUACGCUAUAUUGUAGUCUAUUAAGUGUGCAAUAGUAUUAUGUCUAAAAAAAAAAUCAGUGCACAUACCUUAAUUAAAAAAUAUUGCUAAAACUUGCCAGAACAAUUACAAUAGAAACUUGAAGGUCACCAUAAAAAAUAUGAAAAUAAUAAAAAAGUUGAAUUAUGAUUCAAUUAUUAAUUAUUGCGAGAAUUAUCAAAAUGUGACACAGAGACGUGAAGUGAGCAAAUGUUAUUGGAAAAAUGACGCUGGUAGACUCGUUUGACGCAGGGUCGCCACAAACCUUCAAUUUUUAAAAACUGCGAUAUCUGUGAAGCACAAUAAAACGAGGUAUGCCUGUGACCUCCAUUUUGUAGAUGAGAAAGUUGAGGCCCAGAGGGGAGAUGACUUACCCAAAGUCACCCAGCUGGUCAGUGACAGAUUAAGAGUAAGGCUCUGGGACUCCUGCCACUUAAUCCCUGGCCUCUUGGCGGGGGUCGUUCCUCUCUGGUGCUCAGGGCGGAAGAGAGAGGGAGGUUAGGACCCCCUUCCUCUGCCAGAGCAGCAGCAUCUCCUGGUGGUGAUGCUGUUUCUCUCCCUGGAGUGUCUUGUCUGGGAGGCAUCCGCGAGCAGAUAGGAAAGCUGAUGAGCCUUUUCCUUACCCUGAGGACAGUUCACCUGCCACAGGCUCUGAGUCAAAUUACUCUUCACAAAGCAUCCCAGCAGCAAAGUCCCACGCUCGGAGCAGCCAAAAAACAGCCCCCGUGCCCAGAACUUAGUGUUACAAACCCAAGUCUUCUUUAGGUCUCAGUACUCUAGUGGCUUUUGCAGUUUGUUUUUGUACAAACGUAAGUUAUUUAAAUCACACAAGAUGACAGUCAACUUUUCAAACCAGGUACCGAUAACUUGUAUGAUUUUGUCUAUGCUCUGGUACACUACACCUGUCCUAACGAAGGGUAGAACCAAUUUUGUGUUGGUGUUCACACCUGUGACAUUAAGAGGAUACGUCUGCAUUGCUUCUUUCUUUCUGUUGAUGUUUCUGUGGCAAAACCCUGCACAUGUCAUUUCUGAAAAGCCUUAAAUCUUUGCGAUGUUGCGUGUAGGGUUUGCAGUGCAGAAGGCUGCCUCGGAACUGUGAGCCCUUUUGUAAGCUGGAAGCAUUUCUCUUACUACUGUUAACUUUUGUAGGAAGUUUUCAAUUCAGAGCUGCCAAAGCGUUCAGUAAGCAGUGCCUUAGUGAUACUUAGUCGUGCCGCCAGCCUUUUCUCACACCAGUUCUCUAUGUCCCUUUACUGAUCGGCACGGUAUUUAAAAUAGAGCAAGCAAGCAUUGUUUUCAUUUUUGUUUUGUAAGCCCAUUUUUCUCCAGUUCUAUAGGAAACUGACUUCUUGGUCUGAAAUCUGCAAUGAACAGAAGUCAGUUCAUUGACCACACUGUCAAAUGUCUAUACCAAAAUGGAAGGUUUUGCAACUUCGUAGUUUACUAUGAAAAGCAAAUUGUAUACUUUUAAUGUUGCCUUUUAAAUUCAUGACCAAAUACUUAGCUAUUUGUGAAUCUUCUGCACUCUAGCAUGAAAGUGCCUUUGGUUUGAGAUUCCAGCUUAGAAAAGUGCUGCCAUAAUCACGAUAAUUUGUAGAGAGACCAAAAAUAUUCUGAGAUCACCGUAAUGCCUUUGGUUUACUGGGAUAGUAACCAGCCACAGGCCUCCAUUCGCAAGAGCACGACGCGGACCCUGCCUGCUGCGCUGUCUGUCUGCCGUGGGGGAGCACCUGCCACCCAUGCCCCCGGGGCGCACAGCGGCAGGAGGGCCCCCAGGAACUGGUGUGUUUGUGCGCCGUGACCCCGUGCGCCAUCUCCGCCCGUCACCCAGCCCUGCGUCCGCCUGAGGGAACUUGCACACAAACCGCAGACUCUCGGCCGGUGGACAGACUUGUCCUUCUCCUUAUGCUCAUGUCCAGUCUGUGGAGGCCUGCCUUUCCACUCAGAUGACAGCGCGCACUUCUGGUUUAUGCAGUGAUACCGUUUUGAAAGUUGGAAGCCUCAAACUGAGAUGACAGUGCAGAACAAAAAAAUGGGUUAGGGUCAUUACAAUUGAAGUGUUCUUCUUAGGGCGAAAAUGUUGACUCUGAGUGUUGUCUGAAUGUGCUAUGAGAAACUUCCAAAGAGCACCACUCACAAUUCGGAAUUCUCGAAGAAUGUUCCAGCCCUCCAAAGGGCAACUCUUUAGAGUCCGUGUUGGCUUUCAUCAAAACCUUGUGUAAAUUGGGAAAAUUGAUAGAGGGGAGGAAGAGGAGUGAAAAGGAUGAGAAGGCAAAAACACGAGCCAAACAAAAGACAGGACAAAAAAGACUUUUCUUUACCAAUAUAGACUUUACAGUGACAUUAGACAUCUUUGAAAGUUAGCCUCUGAAUACGUAUGGUCCGUCUGUCUCUACCUGGUGUCUUUAAGAAUACCCUCUUUGGGCUGUCUGAAAGUUCAGGAGUGAUUUCUAUCCACACCAAGUUGUGAGUAUUCAUAGAAAUUUCUACAAGAAAAAAAAAAUUAAAUGAAAAGGAAAAUUGCUCAACACAAGUUAUAGUUAGCUGCUUGAAUUCAACCCCUCCCUGUCAUGUCAGGACUACACCACAACUUGGAAGAAAUUAAUCAAAUGUUUGUUUUCCUGCUUCCCUUUUCAACUGUUACUGUGCUUUCUUUGGCAAUAGUUUUCUCUCAUUAACUCAUUACUUACAUCGUUAAGAAUGAAGGUUUUGUGUUUAAAAUUGCAUUGCAAAGGAUAGUUUCACUGAAGUCAUGCACCAUUAAAUAAGAUGAAAUAUUUGUCUUUAUUGUUCUACUUCAUAAGCCGUAAACUUGUUUUAUUCUCUGUGAAUUUGCAUUGAGUCUGUUAUAUGCCCCACUCCAUCAUUUUAGCAUUUGAAAUAGCAUUUAUGUUCCCUCUCGUUCAUCGUGAAAUGGGGUCAGAUUCCAGGAGAUUCCACCUCUAUCAUGUUGGCUCUCUUUUGUCUGUCUUCCAUUAUGAAAUUGUUUCCCCUUCCGCUUUUUCUGAGAGAGGCUGACAGAAUCUAGGUGUAAAUCAAUUGGAAACCAGUCUCUGGUUUUCUCCUUCCCUCGGUCCCUCCCUCCUUCCUUCCUUCCUUCUCUUUUCUUUUUUGCAUCAGUCAUUUUCCGUGAUUAGUUUCACUGUGUAAAUUAGAUAUUAACUGCACUUCUUUAAAAAAAAAACCAUCUCCCUGUUACCUCCUUGAAAGAGUCACUUCUGUAGGCCUUUUUCAAUAGGCUCAUGACUGCAGAUAAGGAAAAAAAAAAAAGUAAAAACAAAAACUAUGUGCCUAAAAAAAUGACAAAAAAAAGUUUUGUAACAUUUAAAAAAGAAACCUGAAUAGCCUUUAAUUCUUUAAUAUGCUUAAAUCUUAUGUAAAUCGGUUUUUGCCACGUGUGUUUGUUCACAUUCUAAAUGACUUAAUGGGAUUCUCACAGUCUGUGUCUUUGUGUCACGUGUAUGAAAUGGGCUUGUGACGUAAGCGUUUCAUCUGGUCAGUGGUUCUUUUGAUAUUGUACUGCUGCGGGGAGUGGGCUGGGGAGCCUGCCUUUAGGCAGAAGGUUCCUCUUGGGUAGAUUGGAGAGGUGGGGGGAUGGGAGCAAAUUCUCACAUACGUUUUCAUAACCUGUUUGCAGAAACUUUGAAAAGGCAUUUGGUUAAACCUCUUGGCAGUACAGUAUUCUUGUAUUUGUUAACGUCUGUGUUUAGGUACUGGUACCUUUUUGUUUAAAAAUGUUCUAAGUGUUGGCUUUAAAGUGAAUUUAUCUUUAGUAUGAUAGUUAUAUGAAAAUUAUAGGGUUUGUGUGCAGAGAAUUUUUUUAUAAAGUGCUUUGUAAAAAAAAAAAAUGUAUUCUAGCUUUCGCGGUACAUAUGUGUGAUAACUGUAAUAUCCAUGACAGUUAAGUGCAAUUAUUUCAUCACUCUAAAAAUGCUAUUUUUGUGUCAGUUCCUGCAGGUGUUUUCAUGUCUUUGCAAAGUGACACAUUUUGAUGCCUUCUUGAUAAAGUGGUAGACAUUUUGUAGCUUUCUAGAAACUUUGUAUUCAUACGGUAUCAAUGAAAAAUAAAGAAAA